GCAAGAUCUCGGCGGUGACUGUCACUGUGACUCAUUCGGUGUCGUUAUGGGGACGUCGUGGAGAUAUGCUCCUUUCUGGCGUCGUUAUGGGAGGGCCGGCUUGGUAUACUGCUCACGGUAUUCCUACAGCUCGUCAGGCUCUGCUGUUCCGCCGUUGUCAGCGCACCGCCAUGAACGGUGAGGUAUCCACGUUCACUUUCGCACGCCCCUCCCACACACACUGGCUGAGAUCUGCCACUUGUGUUGAUUUGCAGCCGGUCUGACUCCUGGGUGGCGAGCGUUCCUUCUACGUGGCCUUCAUGACCACUGGGACGAUGUCGAGCUCGAUCGCCAGCGCUCUCAGUCGCUGGCGGACCCGACGGACGUGACAGCGCCACCGAAGCAUCGCCAGGUGUGGCUCACCGCGGCGAGUGCCGAGCGCAUCACGGGUCAGCAGGGGUGGCAGCUGGCGCUCCUUCCGGCGGCCAUCGACCAGGACGCCCGGGACCGGCCCCUCCGCCACCUGUUCCGGCUGCAGGCCUUCCGCAAACCGGAUAUGAACCUGACCGAGCAGUCGGCUCAUCAGGACGGCCAGUGCUGCGUCCUCGUGUACUGGGGAGGGGAGCUGGUGGAUGAGGUGCGUUACGUGCCGGUCGACAAGGGUUCGGAUGAGAAGCUGUGUGCGACGUGUGUGGUGCCGUGUGCUGAUGGCACCGGCGGCAUCUGCGGCAAGCAGAACACCUUCCGCAACGUCGUCAACUCGCACCUGCGCAAGACACACAAACUGACCAACGAGGAUGCGCAGGUAUGUGUGUGAGGACAUGUCUUCUGCGCAUGGACGGCCUCGUGUAUGCUGUGUUGUCCUGCGUGGUGUCUGCAGCGGCUUCUUGCCUCUCUUGGGCUAUCGGCGCCGAUGACUGUCACCAACACACGUACGAUGCGACGCGGUGCGGGGGAUGGACUGAAUGUGCUGUCUGUCCAUCCACCGUGUCUGUCUUUCUGCAGAUGUGUACCACCACCAUGGGUCGCUGCAAGGUCAGGGAGCAGCCGACGAAUAUGCAGCAGGUGAGUGGGCAGAGAUGCCUGCAUGGGCAAGGGUGUAAUGGUCGACUGUGUGCCUGCUAUAGGUGACGCUGGGUGGUCCGGUGUGAGUCAUCCACCAAUGGCUGCGGGCCAGCCGAUUAUAUUUGCCGGCUCGGUGAUCUAUCAGUCCAGCCACGUCCCCGCUGCUGAGACACCGACCACCGACGACGAGAGCGCACCGUGAGUCAGCACAUACAACAGCGUGCACAUGGCAUAUGGCAGUUUGUGUAUGUGUGUAUGCAGGCCACCACUGGGUCUUCUGCGGGUCGACGACAUGGAUAUGGCGCCUUCCAACAGUGACCUCAACGGAGGCAUCGCUCCCUCCUAUUUGCAAGGCCAUGAGACGCUCCUCGGCCAUGAAGUUGGGGGUUUGAUGCAACAGGUGGGACAUGACGGACGACACAUUCGUGACAGACACGGCGCUGACAACGUCCGUGUGUCUGUUUUCUGUCUGUCGGGAUGGAGACUUUGAGGAUCACAGCAAGUGGCCUGCCGAUGAAUGGGCCGACAGCCUGAUUGGCACCCUGCUGGAUCCUGAUGGUGCUCUCAUGCACCAGUACUGAGUGCAACUUGCGUGCGUGUGUGGUGAGUGGAUGUACGUGUGUACGUGUGUGUGUGUGUGUGCAUGGAUGGAUGGAUGGAUUGACUGGAUGCAUGGCGACUCAUUGAAUGUAUGGGCUGGACUGAUUGGCACGCGCACGAAGACAGUCAAAU
Molecule: messenger RNA, 1776 nt
Organism: Vitrella brassicaformis
Lineage: Eukaryota; Vitrellaceae
Source: the annotation of a GenBank genome assembly